UGCAAAAUUAAUUUAUACUUUAUAAUGGGAAGCGUACAGUUCCAAAGUGGAUUAUUUAUUUUCUUCAUAAUUGGCUUAUUCUCAACUUUAACUAUCAGUCUUCCACUUCACCACGACAAUCGCACUGCUUUUGCUAUGGAAAUUUUUAGUACCGCAGUACUUGAACGUACCAACAGAAAUGUUAUUAUAUCUCCAACCUCACUUGAAACGUGUCUUGGACUUGCAUACUUUGGAGCUAAUGGAAAAACCGCUGAAGAAAUGCAUGAAGGACUAAAAUUAACUACGAAUGACAAAAAGAUCAUAAGUCAACACUAUCGAAACCUUAUACAAAGUAGACUACAAAGCCCAUCAAAUGGUCCAGCACUUAAAAUAGUGAAUCGUAUUUAUGCAAAUGAGACCCUGGAAAUUAAAAGUGAGUUCAAUGAGAUUGCCUUAAACUAUUUUCAAGCCGCAGUGGAGAGAGUGCGUUUUGCCGAUUCUGCAAAUACGGUUGUAAGGAUCAAUAAUUGGAUUGAACAGGAAACGGAAAAUAAAAUUAAAAAUUUGUUAAGAAGUGACGAAGUAAAUCAAAACACUACUGCAAUACUAGUAAAUGCUAUAUACUUUAAGGGAAAAUGGGCAAAUCCUUUUACGAGAUUUACAACACAAAAAAAGAAUUUCUCCAUUAAUACAGAAGAGAUUGUGCUCGUUGAUAUGAUGUAUAAUGGUGAUAGAUUUAAGUAUGCUGAAUUGAUGGAUCUUGAUGCAAAAGCUUUAGAAUUACCUUAUAAUAACUCAGACGUAUCUAUGCUGUUUUUAUUGCCUCAUCGUAUCGAUGGUUUAGCAGAAUUGGAACGGAAAUUAGCUGGUAUUGACUUUGGAGAAAUUGCAGCGCAAAUGAAGUGGGAAAGCGUGGAUUUAAGUUUACCUAGAUUUAGAAUAGAAUUUAGUAUUGAUCUUAAAGAUACACUUAAGAGGUUAGGUAUGGUUAGCAUGUUUAAUAAGGAUGCUGAUUUUAGUAAUCUGUAUAAAUCGAAUACGUCAUCCAAAAUUUCACAAGUAAAACAGAAAGUCUUCUUGGAUGUUAAUGAAGCCGGCUCUGAGGCAGCAGCUGCUACGUUUGUCAAAUUUUAUUAUAAGAGCUUCAAUCCCGAUCAUAAAAUCUUUCAAGUCAAUCAUCCAUUUGUGUUUAUUAUACGCUCCCCGGAAACAAUAUAUUUUUUUGGUCAUGUGGUACAGAUUUAGGUACUGUAUC
Messenger RNA from Teleopsis dalmanni, 1234 nucleotides. RefSeq names its product serine protease inhibitor 42Dd-like. The record is from RefSeq and is a predicted model, not a curated record. Gene Ontology annotation, molecular function: serine-type endopeptidase inhibitor activity. Lineage: Eukaryota; Metazoa; Arthropoda; Insecta; Diptera; Diopsidae. Bases 25 to 1224 code for a protein of 399 amino acids. The transcript is spliced from 4 exons.